AUGAUCUAUUUUAUUUUUUUACAAGUAGUUAUGGUUUUAGUUUCAGUUGCUUUUUUAACACUAUUAGAACGAAAGAUUUUGGGUUACAUUCAGUUACGUAAGGGUCCAAAUAAAGUCGGCUUUCUUGGGAUCCUACAACCUUUUUCUGAUGGGGUCAAAUUAUUUUGUAAGGAAGUCUCACUUCCUCUUGUCUCCAAUUUCAUACCGUACCUCGUUGCUCCUGUGUUCAGUCUAUUCCUUUCCUUUUUCUUAUGAACUCUAGUCCCAUUUAUCUCUUACGGUGCAAAAUUCAAUUUAUCAUUCCUAUUAGUUAUCUGUGCAAUGAGAGUGAGAGUAUACAGAAUUAUGGUUGCAGGCUGGUCCUCUAACUCUAAGUAUUCUUUGCUAGGAAGAAUUCGCGCAGGGGCACAGACCAUCUCCUAUGAGGUAUCUUUGAUUAUUAUCAUCCUUUCUCCUUUAAUGUUAUUUAAAAAGCUCGAUCUAGAAGGGUACCUAGUGAAAUCCUCUUACGUAGGGUGACCUUUAUACCUAUGUCUCCCUCUAGGAUUGUGCUGAUUUAUCACAAUUCUGGCAGAGACUAAUCGAACACCCUUCGAUCUAGCUGAGGGUGAAUCCGAGUUAGUGUCGGGUUUCAAUACAGAAUACAUAGGAGUCGGUUUCGCUCUAAUUAUAUUAUCAGAAUACGCUAGCAUUCUUUUCAUAUCUCUACUAUUUAGUGUAGUAUUCGGGUCUAUAAGCUUCCUCAUAUUUUGUUUAGUGGUGUACUCCUAUCUAUGGAGACGCGGCUCUUAUCCCCGCUAUCGUUAUGAUAACCUGAUACAUUUAUGCUGGAAAAGUCUUUUACCUACAUCUUUAAUAUUCCUGUGUUUUUACUGAAGCCUUUCUCAAGGGGGUUAAAAAUAAAGACCCCUGGUUGUAUAAUCAACCUUAUUC
Hydractinia symbiolongicarpus is the source of this 933-nucleotide messenger RNA. Its product is annotated as NADH-ubiquinone oxidoreductase chain 1-like. Gene Ontology annotation, cellular component: membrane. The record is from RefSeq and is a predicted model, not a curated record. The transcript has a single exon. Gene Ontology annotation, molecular function: NADH dehydrogenase activity. Gene Ontology annotation, biological process: aerobic respiration. Lineage: Eukaryota; Metazoa; Cnidaria; Hydrozoa; Anthoathecata; Hydractiniidae.